AUGGCUAGAAUUGCAUUUAUACAUCCUGAUUUAGGAAUAGGUGGUGCCGAAAGAUUAGUAGUUGAUGCAGCAAUAGGAUUACAAAACCAAGGAAAUCAAAUCACAAUAUAUACAUCACAUUGUGAUUUACUGCAUUGUUUUGAUGAAAUAAGCUCGGGGCAGUUAAAAGUUAAAGUAUUUGGUGACUUUUUACCAACUAAUAUAUUAAAGAAAUUCCAUAUACUAUGUGCUAUUAUAAGACAAUUGUAUUUAGUAAUUAAGUUAAUCAUAACGGGGGAGAUUUCCCAAUUUGAUUUUUUCAUAGUUGAUCAAUUAAGUUUCUGUAUUCCAUUACUUCAGUUAUUCAAUUCAUAUCAUUCACGAGUUUUGUUUUAUUGUCAUUUUCCUGAUCAAUUAUUAACCAAACGUAAUUCAACAAUUAAAUCAAUUUAUAGAAUUCCAUUUGAUUAUAUUGAGGAAUAUUCAACGGGGUGUGCUGAUAAAAUAGUAGUAAAUUCAAACUUUACAAAGUCCAUUUUUCACGAGACAUUUAAAUUAAAAAUAGAUCCAGGAGUAGUUUACCCAUGUGUUGAUUUGAAAAAACAAGAAAAUACAGAAGAUAUAAGUGAGUUUUUCAAGAAUUCAAAGUUUUAUUUAUCAAUUAACAGAUUUGAAAGGUCGAAAAACAUAGAAUUGGCAAUUAAAGCAUUUGCAAAGGCUCGAAAAUUGAUAACUGGUCCUAAGGCGAGACUUGUUAUUGCCGGUGGGUUUGAUAGUAGAGUCAUCGAGAAUGUUGAAUAUUUAUCUGAGUUGACUUCAUUAUGUGAUGAGUUAAAAUUAACGAAUUUUACAAUAAGAGGUAAAUUGAUAGUCAUGCCUCCUUCUACUGAUGUUUUAUUCCUUCCUUCAAUAUCAAAUAGUCUUAAAAUUUCAUUAAUUAAAAAUUGUGAAUUGCUUUUAUAUACUCCUACAAGGGAGCAUUUUGGUAUUGUUCCAUUAGAAGCUACUUUGUAUAAUAAGGUAGUUGUAGGAAUAAAUCAUGGUGGUCCACUAGAAACAAUUGUAAAUUAUGAUGGAGAGAAUAUUGAUGAAGCUACUGGAUUUUUAGCAAGUAAUGAUUCUGAAAUUUGGAGUAAGAUAAUUUUAAAAUAUUCAAAUGAAAUAAAACUUGAGGUUAAGGAACAAUUAGGGAAGAAUUGUCACAAUAGAGUGGUUGAUAAUUUUUCAAGAGAUGCUAUGACUAAACGAUUAAUUGAUAAUUUGGAAGAAGCUUCAAUAAAACUGAAAACUAAAGUAUCUUUAAAUAUCCUAUUUAUUACAGUAGCAUUUUUAGCUUUUGCAUUAUAUAAAUUCAUAUAA
Messenger RNA from Insectozyma verbasci, 1338 nucleotides. NCBI's taxonomy places the organism in Eukaryota, Fungi, Ascomycota, Pichiomycetes, Serinales, Debaryomycetaceae. The record is from the annotation of a GenBank genome assembly.